Molecule: messenger RNA, 776 nt
Organism: Lingula anatina
Lineage: Eukaryota; Metazoa; Brachiopoda; Lingulata; Lingulida; Lingulidae
Source: RefSeq, a predicted model, not a curated record
CAUAUUUUAACAUUAAUAAUAGGGUCAAAGGACUGAUCAAAUAUUCAACCAUUUCUGACAUUGUGAAAUGUGGUGACAUUUCUGUGCAAUUGAUCCUAAUGGUUUAAUGUUUUCUAAGGUGGAUGAAAAUGUUGAAAAGGCAAAGACCAGACAAAGGGAAAUGUACGCUAAAAGAAAAGCUAAGGUAGUAAAAACAUUUCAAUUGAAGGUUGGUGAUGCCGUUUUGAAGAGGCAAAUGAAAAACGUCGGGAGAAAGGGAGGCAAACUAGAGAGUUUCUGGAUAGGACCUUACAAGAUCAUAGACAUUGACCAAAAUAACACUGUUCAGCUUCAAAGUGAAAAGACUGGUGAAGUUCUGGAGAAGAGAGUGGCAUAUGACCAGAUGAAGCCUCAUUUGGAGUCACAUCUCCACAAGAAACAGAAACUUGAUGCUGCAGAUGACAUUGUGACACCUAGUCCUGCACUGAACGUGUUGAACUACCCCCUCUGCUUCUUGGAGACCAACCACUCCACCAACAUUUCGAAGAUGGACCAGAAUUAGAAAUACAUUCCAUACCAAAACCAGACACAAAGUUAGUCAUAGGAGACAACACUUAAAUUUGGAGAUGGGUGACUUAAGAACAUUGGAUGGGAAAGAAUGGUUAAAUGACAACGUAAGUUAUUUCAUAUUCAGCAAAAUGGGUGCAAUCAUAUGGUUAAUAUUUGUCAGAAAUGCCUUAGAAUCAGUCAUCACAUUUUUUGCACUUUUAUUAUGGUUUAUGAUUUUUAACCCCCAA